UCCGUUGCUAUUGCAUUUGUAAUAAUGUGUGUAUAAUUAUGUAGCAUGUUAUGUUUGUCGCUUUAUUAUAUUUUGUAAUAUUACUUAUUAAUAUUAAGCAUACAUGCAUUGUGAGAAUUUAACAUAAGUAAUAGAGAUGUUCUCUGGUUUUCAGGAAAAUGUGAUAUUAGUAUUGUUAUUAUUUGAAUUAAUUUUUUCGAUUAGUAUUAAUCACUGGGUGUUUAGGUUUUAGUUUUAACUUUAGCUACCGUUUUUUGAGAUAAUCACAAGAAGCACAUCAAAGAAUGGCUGAGGAUAAUCAGAAUGCUUCUGAUGAGCUACAACAUUCUUCACCAGUUUUCCAAGAACCAAGAUUAAUGUAUCAUCAUCCAGAGUCAAAGGUCAAAUCAGAAUACAGCAUGGAUUUGGAAACAGCAAUGAUUCGCCUAGAAGAAGAAAAAAGCAGGUGUGAGAACUAUUCUCAAAUAAACACAAUGUUACGUAACCAGUUAGAAGAAGCUACUCAAGCUAAUCGAAUUUUAACUGAGGAUGUUCAGCGGUUAACCCAAGAGUGGCAGAAGACCAGAGAAGAACUAGACAUCAAAGAAACAGAAUGGAGAGAUGAAGAACAGUCUUUUAAUGACUACUUUACCAAAGAGCAUCAUCAGUUAUUGGCUCUAUGGAGACAGCUACUGCAGUUUCGGCAAGAUUUUUCCCAAAUGAAGUUCCUCACAGAAAAGGAUCUUUCAGCAUUAAGAGCUCACUUCGGUCAGACGUCUCGUAACAUGACAGCUGCCUGUUUGAGUGUCCUUAACUUUACAUCUGUGGCUGGGGAAAGUAAUGAGACUUCCUCAUGGCAGAUGCAGAAGAAAGUGCAAGAGAUGGUGAAUGAGAAACUUAAAUAUGAUGUUGAGAAGAUGGGAUUUCAGGAAAGGAUACAAGAAUUGUCUGAACAAAAUGAAAGACAAAAAUCACUUUUGAUGGAAAAAGAAAAAAUCAUAGCAUCUCUUAACAAAUCUAUGGAAUCCAUGCUUGUCAAAGAUAUUGGUCCAGGUAGUGGUGACUUUAGGGAGGAUGUUGACUCUGUGAGGACCACUUUGUGGGACAUAGCAAAAGCAGUGGUAGAAGAUGUGGACCAAACUUAUUCUGACUCGUUAUUAGAGCAACAUUUUUUGACCAAUGCCCUGUCCUCUGUGAGGAAUGCACUUGCAGCACAAUCAAGCUCAAACAUUGAGUCAUGUUACAUUUCAGAUCUAACCACAUCUAUUGUAUCGGCAGUGCAGAGUUUGCUAGCAAAACGUCGACAACAAAUCGAAGACCUACAGAGAAACCUGGCAACAUCAGAGGAACAACACAGAACUAAAGUGAAGUUGUUAGAUGAGGCUGAAGAGGAACGUCAACAUCAAAAACGUCUUAUAAUGCAGCUCAAUUCCCAGCUUCAGGUGUUACAAGAAGAAGUUCAAGAUUCUCUUGAAAACAAAGAAAAGAUAAAAUCUAUCAUAAGUGCUUCAGGAAGUGAAAGAAUAUGGUUAGAAAAAACUCGCAGGACCCUGAAUGACCAAAUAGAUGCUCUGAACAGUGAAAAUGAUCGUUUGCAUACAAUUUUGCGAGACUAUCAAUGUAAAGUAGAGAAGCUUGAAGAGGAAAGAGAAGAUCUUAUUUCACAAGAUCAUUACUACAAGCUUGAAAAAGAAAGGAGUGAAAGGUACAUAGGAGCACUGGAGAAUCAACUCUCUGCAUUGAAAGAGGAGAUAGUAGGUGAGAAGGAAUUGUUAAGUAGAACAAAACUGGAUACCGAACUCCUUCAGCAUGAAAAAUCUAGUCUUG
Limulus polyphemus (Atlantic horseshoe crab) is the source of this 1806-nucleotide messenger RNA. Its product is annotated as rootletin-like. The transcript is spliced from 12 exons. Lineage: Eukaryota; Metazoa; Arthropoda; Merostomata; Xiphosura; Limulidae. The record is from RefSeq and is a predicted model, not a curated record. The annotation marks the transcript as partial.